AAAUCUGAAUCAUUCUGAUCUUGCUCAGAGUGGCUUUGGAGAUUUAGCUCACAUCAAGGUAUACUCAAAUAUAUAUAUAUAUACACAAAAAUAUUGGCUUUUAUUUCUACUUUAUCUUUGGCAUGAGGGGAAGCACUUUUAUAAAGAGCCAUAAAGAUAACUUCAUUCUGAGUCUGACUUCAGUGAUACAUACAUUACUCUUCCAUCAAAGUUGUGAAGGGUCUAUUGGAGCAGUUGCAUGAUCUUAUCGUCAACUGUAUCCUUUUUCUAUUGUUUAAGCCUUCUGAAAUGGACUGAGCUAACCAGCUCUUCAAUUUGAUCAUCCUCUUGUGCCUUUGUAUAGGUUAUAUACUCACACAUUUUUAUUUCCCCCUCUUUCUCUCUCAUCCUCAGAAGAGCAUCUUUUUAAAACUGAGACCAGAAAGUAGCAACUUAGCACUCAAAGAUAGCUGGUACCCAUUUUAAGUACAGUCCUGAUGUAAAUGUUUCCAGAAUUUGGGACCAAAAGCUAGAUAUAUUUGACCUGUAAGACUAUUGAUGGGAAUGUAUUGCUGAACUGCUGGUGUUUUGUGUUUGUGAGUGGGAGAUGAGGUGGUAUCUGGAGUUCAGUGUCUUGCUGCAGCAUGCCUGUUGUACUUCUCUGUCGGGGUGACUUCAACAAACUUUGUCGCUUUUGCAGCUCGUUACACUGAAUUCAGGCUUAGUCUUAGCACUGUAAAACGAGUUUCUAGUUCUGGCUUAGUCUAGGAAUGUCUGAGGCAUCUUGCGUCCAUUAAGAGAUGUGCAAACAGCUUCCUUCUUUGGAGUGAAAUGAGAGGCAAGACAACUGCCAAGGGCACAUGGCAAAGGCUCUGUUCAAAAGUAAACUGACAAAUGCACUACAAAAUGCUAUGGGUUAUGUUUAGUAGUAUUGUUGCACAAGUAAGUGUAGGAGUGGAGCUCUCCCAUUUUUCUCUUGAAACCGUCCUAUCUGAAAUAUUCUGUUUCCUGCUCUGUUUAUCCCCUAAGUUGGUUUGAGGAGCUGAAGUGUCACUAGUUUUUGACCAUGUUCUACUUCCACUAUUAAAGGUCUCUGCAAAGCAGCUUAACCUAAGAUCCAUCAUCUGAACACUUGUUAGCAGUAUCCUGUAUGUGUGUGUGCGCUUAGCUGUGCUUGCUGGGUCUGAGCAGUGUGCAGGGUCUCUCUGAGAUCUGACCUGUAUUGUUAUUCUUUAGUCUUGCAUCCCAGUCCUUCAGUGAUCAACUAGACUGAAUUCUGCCAGGUCAAAUCAGAGUCUGGGUUAUGUAUUUUCUUACUUAUAGGUGCAGGUGUCCAGUAGAUGGCAUGUUCCAGCUGUGCCUGACUAUUCCUGUCGACAGCCAAUAAGUGAAUAAACAGAAAAACAUCCAAAACUCAGAAAGGCUGCAACCUAACUGUAGAGAGCAACACUUUAUUCUACUAAAGCUGGCAUUUCUCUCUCUCAAAUCUAUAUGGGCGAAGGGGCUUUGCUACUUUUAUUGCUUGGAUUUCAAAGCAGCUGCUCCUUCCUUAAAACCAUAAAGCAGAUGAACGAAGAGGUAUGGGGGAGAAAACCUCUGCCCGCACUUGUUUAAAAAGAGAAGGUACUUUCUCACUGGGUGGCUGGAGCUGGAUGGGUCACGGGGAGUGAAGUGAUUUGCAGAGAGGGAGCUGAGCUACACCUUCAAAGCCAAUUUUGAGUUGCACUUCUAAGAGCUCAUGUUAACUAGUGCUUGAAUGUAUGUAAAAUCAACUUGGUUGCACUCUGUGCUUUUUAACUUCAUUACAUCAUGCAGCUGUUAUGGUACUCUUAACAGGAACAAGAAACCGUUUACAAAUAAGCUGCUUUUGCCGUGAGGGUUUUCACCUGAUCAUUGCUAAGCUUUUUUUUUUUUUGUUUGUUUGACAUUUGGACUCUGGGUGACUAACGCAGCUGCUGCCGCUGCCCUGCCGCCCCGGGGGAGCGGCGCAGCCUGGGACGCGGCCGGGGGCCGUUCGCCCUCCGGGGCGGCUUUGAUCCGGAGCAGGUCGGUGCAGACGGCCACGCUGGCGCUCCCUGCCCGGUGCAGGCUUUGCUGCUCCGCCGUGCCUCCCGGGCGGGGGGACGAAGCCAGCCGGCUCUGCCACCCGUGCCCUUCCCGGGGGCGCUGCGGCCACAGCACCCCGGUCCUGCCGUGGGCGCCGCGCACGGACGUGCCCCGCGGGGAGGGGGGUGUCCCCGCUCCGCCCGCCCCCGCGCCGCUCCCUGUCGCUUGCCUCGCGUGGAAGAGGCGUGGAGGAGCCUCCCGAGCGCGGGUCCGCCCGCGGAGGAGCCGCUAUAAAGACGGCGCCGGGCCGCGCCGCGCCGCAGCGCCAUGGCCAACCCGUCGCAGUGCCUGGAGGAGGGCGCCGGGCGCUGGCCGCCGCGGCCGCCCGGUCCCUACAGCGAGGCGCAGCGGCUGGCGCUGGAGGAGCUGGUGGCGGGCGGCCCCGAGGCGCUGCGGGCCUUCCUGCGGCGGGAGCAGCUGCCGCCGUUCCUCUCGGAGCCCGAGGUGCAGGCCAUCGCGCGGGGCGCCCUGCCGCCCGCCGCGGCCCCGGAGCCGGCGGCCGAGCCCUCGCUCGGCGCCUCCCUCGACGCCUCGUCGCUCACCUACUUCCCCGAGCGCUCGGACCUGGAGCCGCCGGCGCUGGAGCUGGGCUGGCCGGGCUUCGCCAGCGGCGCCUUCCGCGGGCUGACGCGGGUGGAGGCGCACUUCCAGCCGGGCUGCGGGGACAGCAUCUACGGCUGCAAGGAGGCGGUGCGGCGGCAGAUCCGCUCCGCCCGGCAGAUGAUUGCCUUGGUUAUGGAUUCCUUCACAGAUACUGAUAUCUUCAAAGACCUCUUGGAAGCUUGUAGCCAGCGGCAAGUUAAAGCAUAUAUCCUUCUAGAUCAGUCUUCGUUUUCUCACUUUCUAAAAAUGUGCAAGGAUCUGGGAGUUGACCUUGAACAGGAAAAGCUGAUAAGAAUUCGAAAUAUCACUGGGAAAACAUACUACACGAGGUCGGGUGCCAAAAUUGUUGGAAAAGUCCGUGAAAAGUUCAUGUUAAUUGAUGGCAUUAGAGUGACAACAGGCUCCUACAGUUUUACGUGGACAGAUGGGAAGCUGAACAGCAGUAACAUUUUGAUCCUGUCAGGCCCUGUAGUUGCACACUUUGACCUGGAGUUUCGGAUUCUUUAUGCACGGUCAAAGCCUAUCAACCUCAAAGAGUUAUCCAGCUGCAAGAAGAAGAACGUGUUGGACCAGCUGGUCAGGAUAACAGUGGCUUCUAGAGACUUGACCAGGGAAAACUUCCUGAGAAUGGAGUUUUUGUAUCUUAGAGCAUUUGUAGGAAAUCUAAAAAGGAAGCGAAGCUGGCUGCAUGCCUCAAGGGAGGCAGUCUACGUGUCAAAUAAUGCAAUGCAUGCCUCUCCUCCACUGACAAAGAGGAAUGGCUCUCUAGUUAUGAGGCCACACUGGAUCAUAGAGAGAUGAAAUGCAUGUUCACUUCGGAGUGAGAAGCAGAACCUCAGGAACCGCAUCCAGCCGUCCAUGUCCAGUACUGUCUUACUGUAUGUUUGUGAGAGCAGCUGGGAAACAAACCUCAAACUGAGAGAAAGUAAUACUGGAAUUGUGGUUUUGUUUGAACACCACUCUAAUUCAGAUCAAAAGACACAAUUAUGGUAUUGUCUUAGGCUCAGAUGUGUUUUUUUUGAAAUAAAACCAAACUCUUAACACCUG
Molecule: messenger RNA, 3735 nt
Organism: Falco peregrinus (peregrine falcon)
Lineage: Eukaryota; Metazoa; Chordata; Aves; Falconiformes; Falconidae
Product: protein FAM83D-B-like
Exons: 4
Coding region: 2353-3489 (378 amino acids)
Biological process (GO): positive regulation of cell cycle G1/S phase transition; protein localization to mitotic spindle; regulation of TOR signaling
Cellular component (GO): cytosol; mitotic spindle pole
Source: RefSeq, a predicted model, not a curated record